UCCUGCAGCCUCCUCCCGCCCGCCUGCAGCUCCUUCCGCCGCUCCCUGAGGCAGCCCAUGGCCGGACCCUGCUCGGCGCGGCUGCAGGGCGACGUGGCCGCCUUCAGCGCUGCCCUGCGCACCCUGGUCAACAACCCCCAGUUCAGUGAUGUGAUGUUUGUGGUGGGCCAGGAGCAGCAGAAGGUGUUUGCACACCGCUGUGUGCUGGCGUGCCGCUGUCAGGCAUUCCGUGGGAUGCUCAGCCAGGCACCAGUGGGCAGCCAGGACUCCUCCAGCAGCAUCCCACCCCAGGGCCCCUUCAUCCUGGGCAACGUGCAGCCUGAGGUCUUCCUGGCCGUCAUUGAGUUCCUCUACACCAACAGUGUCACCCUCAACAGCCACAUAGCACUGGAGGUGCUGACCUCCUCGGUGGAGUACGGCUUGCAGGACCUGUGCAAGCUCUGUGUCAAGUUCAUCAAGGACACACUGAGUGUGGAGCAGGUCUGCGAGGCCUUGCAGGCUGCUGUGACCUAUGGGCAGGUGGACCUCCAGCAGCACUGCCUGGCCUUCAUCGAGGGCAGCACCGCGGCAGUGGUGCGGACACAGGGCUUCCGUGAGCUCUCUGACGUGGUGCUGGCACGGGUGCUGCGCAGUGACCGCCUGGCCGUGGACGAGCUGGACCUGGUGCAGGCUGUGCGGGAGUGGGCACACGUCAGCUCAGCUGUCCUAGAGCGUCCGGUGCCAGAGGUGGCUGCCCUGCCCGUGAGGGAGCUACGUCUGCCCUUGCUGGCACCCAGCGAACUGGUGACACUGGAGAGCUACAACCAGCAGGACCUCCUCAUCCCGGUGGAGAACAUCGCGGCAGCCUGGCGUGCCCACGCACUGAGGAAGGGCAGUGGGGUGCCCUCCCGCCUCUGCCGUCCCCGCCGGGGCACGCGGCCCCGCGACCAUCACCGUCACCUCGAGCCACACGCCAAGUAGGGGCUGGGCAACGAGCUUUGUCCAGCCCAGCUGGGGACUCUGCAGCAGGGCAGGGUGUGGGGCUGGGCACUGAUGCUGCCGUGGCCAAGAGCAUCCAUAAGGUGCUUUGUCCCGUGUCACAGCGUCGGGACCAGGCAGGAUGCCUGGAUCACCCCCAAAAGUGAUGCAGGGGGCUGGUGGUAGGGUAGAGAUGGGCUAUGCGAUGGGUGGAAGGACACUGCAGGUUGCCCAGGCAGUGAACCAAGGGUGGUGGGGCUGCAGAGAUCACUGUGGGAUGGGGACCCAAGAUGAGCUCCCACUUCCCCGGGGCCGUGCUGCCCUCCCCCGGCAGUGGGGCCGUGCUGCAGCGGGAGAGAGCAUCAGCACCUGCCCGGGCAGGGGCACGGGGACAGGCUCCCACCCCCCCCCCAAGCCCCGCCAAGCCCUGCCAACAGGCCACACACAUGCAGGACAGGCUCCCAGCCCCCCAUGUGCCACACACACAGUGUGCGGCCCCCCCUUAGACCCAGCUGUGUGUACAACACUGUCUGUCUCAAGCACAUGUA
Messenger RNA from Pseudopodoces humilis (Tibetan ground-tit), 1505 nucleotides. RefSeq names its product BTB domain containing 19 (gene BTBD19). Gene Ontology annotation, molecular function: protein binding. The record is from RefSeq and is a predicted model, not a curated record. Lineage: Eukaryota; Metazoa; Chordata; Aves; Passeriformes; Paridae.